Dromiciops gliroides (monito del monte) is the source of this 7416-nucleotide messenger RNA. It is a transcript of the gene DYSF, whose product is annotated as dysferlin. The record is from RefSeq and is a predicted model, not a curated record. Gene Ontology annotation, cellular component: T-tubule; membrane; cytoplasmic vesicle. Gene Ontology annotation, biological process: macrophage activation involved in immune response; plasma membrane repair; negative regulation of phagocytosis. Gene Ontology annotation, molecular function: calcium-dependent phospholipid binding; calcium ion binding. The transcript is spliced from 56 exons. NCBI's taxonomy places the organism in Eukaryota, Metazoa, Chordata, Mammalia, Microbiotheria, Microbiotheriidae. The coding region runs from base 184 to 6525 and encodes 2113 amino acids.
GAGAUUUGCUGGAGAGAGUCGAGUCCGCUACUUCCCGGGAGUCGAGGGAGGCGCCGCAGACUUCCCUGGAGGACCAGCUCCACCCGCUGUGCCACCGCGCCUGGGCACUGGGCGGGCAGGGAGGGGAGGGGAGCUCUUGGGGUCUGCCACCACCGCCUAUCUGCUGCCGGGAGGGAAGGCAGCAUGCUCAGGGUUUUCAUCCUCUAUGCAGAAAACACCCGAACCGGGGAUAGCGACGUCAGCGAUGCCUACUGCUCCGUGGUGUUCCAAGGGGUGAAGAAGCGAACCAAGGUCAUCAAGAACAAUGUGAAUCCUGUAUGGAAUGAGGGAUUUGAGUGGGAUUUGAAAGGCAUCCCCUUGGACCAUAGCUCUGAGCUGCACGUGGUGGUAAAAGACCAUGAGACAGUGGGAAGGAACAGGUUCCUGGGGGAAGCUCGAGUGCCCCUCCGUGAUGUCCUUAGCACCCCAAGUUUGGCUGCCAGCUUCAAUGCCCCACUUCUGGACACCAAGAAACAGCCGACAGGGGCCUCUCUGGUGUUGCAGGCAUCCUACACCCCUCCUCCUGGAGCUGCCCCCCUGUUCCCUCCCCCGGCGCCCUUGGACACCUCUCCUUCCCUGACCGAGAUGGACAUGGGGGCUGGUGUGGGACAGAGCCAUGAGGAGACAUGGUCCCUGCUGAGCGAAAGCACCAUGGACACCAGAUACUCAGGGAAGAAGUGGCCAGCCCCCAUGGACACAGGGGGAGAGGAGGAAAUGGAAGACCAGGGCCUCACUGGAGACGAGACUGAGCCAUCUCAGGACAAGAGUGCUCCCCCUGGGCCUGGGGGACCAGCAGCCCCAAAGAAGUUUCCCCUGCACCCUCCACCUCAUCACCUAGGGGUCAAGAGGAAGAGAGGCACCUCCAAAAAGCUGUUAUCGGACAAACCUCAGGACUUCCAGAUCAGGGUCCAGGUGAUUGAGGGUCGCCAGUUACCUGGGGUAAACAUUCGGCCGGUGGUCAAGGUCACGGUUUCUGGUCAGACCAAGAGAACGAGAAUCCGCAAAGGCAACAGUCCAGUCUUUGAUGAGACUCUUUUCUUCAAUGUCUUUGACUCUCCAUUGGAGCUGUUUGAUGAAGCCAUUUUCAUCACAGUAGUUGAUUCACGUUCACUCAGGACAGAUGCUCUUAUUGGGGAAUUUCGGAUGGACAUUGGAUCAGUUUACGCAGAACCCAGACACGCCUAUCUCAGGAAGUGGCUGCUGCUUUCUGACCCCGAUGACUUCUCAGCUGGGGCCAAAGGCUACUUGAAAGUCAGUCUUUUUGUGCUGGGUCCAGGAGAUGAAGCCCCCUUGGAGAGGAAGGAGCCCAUGGAAGACAAGGAAGACAUCGAGGGGAAUCUCCUCCGUCCCACUGGAGUGACCCUGCGUGGGGCUCAUUUCUGUCUGAAGAUCUUCCGGGCUGAAGAUCUGCCCCAGAUGGAUGAUGCUGUGAUGGACAAUGUGAAGCAGAUAUUCGGGUUUGAAAGCAACAAGAAGAAUCUGGUUGACCCCUUUGUGGAAGUCAGCUUUGCAGGAAGGAUGCUCUGCAGUAAGAUUUUGGAGAAGACGGCCCAUCCUCAGUGGAACCAAAGUAUCACACUGCCAGCCAUGUUUCCCUCAAUGUGUGACAAGAUGAGGAUUCGGAUCAUGGACUGGGAUCGUCUCACUCAUAAUGACAUCGUGGGCACCACUUACCUGUGCAUGUCGAAAAUAUCUGCUCCCGGAGGAGAAAUAGAAGAGGAGCCGCCCGGCGUGGCCAACCCUUACCGUGCCUCUGACCUUGAUGAUGGGCUGGGUUUCCUCCCCACCUUUGGACCCUGCUAUGUGAACCUUUACGGAAGUCCCAGGGAAUUCACUGGCUUUCCUGACCCCUAUGAGGAACUCAACCUAGCCAAGGGAGAAGGGGUGUCCUAUCGCGGCCGGCUGCUGGUGUCCUUGGAGACAAAGCUGGUGGAACACACGGAACAGCGGGUGGAUGACAUUCAUGCGGAUGACAUCCUCCGAGUGGAGAAGUACCUCAGAAGGCGGAAGUACUCCCUCUUCGCCACCUUCUACUCUGCCACCAUGCUGCAGGAUGUGGAUGGUGCCAUACAGUUUGAGGUCAGCAUCGGUAAUUAUGGGAACAAGUUUGACAUGACCUGCCUCCCGCUGGCCUCCACCACCCAGUACAGCCGAGCUGUCUUUGAUGGAUGUCACUACUACUAUUUGCCUUGGGGCAACGUGAAGCCUGUGGUUGUGCUGUCCUCGUAUUGGGAGGACAUCAGCCACCGGACGGACACGCAGAACCAGCUGCUGAGCAUUGCAGACCAACUGGAAGCCGGCCUCAAUCAGAUCCACGUAGCCCUCAAGGCUCAGUUCUCGGCAGAAGACCUCGAAGGCCUGGUGGUUCAGGUGAUGGACAACCUCAUCUCCGACUGCAGUCAGCCUCUGGUGGAUGUCAGGGAGAAGCCUUCAGCCACGCACCUGGACCACUACCUCUACCGACUUCGAACCAACAACCUGAACCAGAUCAUGCACGCCGCCCUGGAGAUGAAGCAUGCCAGCGCCCGGGAGGACCUGACAGUGGCCUUGGAACAGGCGGAAGACUGGCUCCUGCGCCUCCGGGCUCUGGCCGAUGAGCCUCAGAACAGCCUGCCUGAUGUAGUGAUUUGGAUGCUGCAAGGCGACAAACGCGUGGCUUACCACCGCGUGCCAGCCCACGAGAUCCUCUUCUCCAGGAGUGGGGCCAAGUGCUGUGGCAAGAACUGUGGGAAACUACAGACGGUAUUUUUGAAAUACCCGAUGGAGGGAGUGAAAGGCUCCAAGAUGCCAGCCCAGAUCCGGGUCCAGCUCUGGUUCGGUCUCUCGGUGGAUGAGAAGGAGCUUAACAAGUUUGCUGAGGGGAAACUCUCGGUCUUUGCUGAAACUUAUGAGAAUCAGACGAAGCUGGCCUUGAUGGGCACCUGGGGGACCGUGGGCCUCACCUACCCCAAGUUUUCCGAUGUCACCAGCAAGAUCAAACUGCCCAAGGACAGCUUUCGCCCAUCUGCCGGCUGGGACUGGGCUGGGGACUGGUUUGUGAGUCCUGAGAAAACGCUGCUCCAUGAUGUGGAUGCUGGUCACCUGAGCUUUGUGGAGGAGGUGUUUGAGAACCAAACUCGACUGCCUGGAGGCCAGUGGAUUUACAUGAGUGACAACUACACAGAUGUGAAUGGGGAGAAGGUGCUUCCUAAGGAUGAUAUCGUCUGCCCUGUGGGGUGGAAGUGGGAAGAUGAGGAAUGGUCCACAGAUCUCAACCGAGCUGUUGAUGAACUAGGCUGGGAAUAUGGGCUCACCAUCCCACCUGACCGGAAGCCAAAGCACUGGGUCCCGGCUGAGAAGAUGUAUCAUACCAGCCGCCGGCGCCGCUGGGUACGUCUGCGAAGGAGAGACAUCAGCCAGAUGGAGGCGCUGAUCAAGCACAGAAAGGCAGAGUCAGAGGGUGAGGGAUGGGAAUACGCUUCUCUCUUUGGCUGGAAGUUCCACCUAGAGUAUCGAAAGACAGAUGCCUUCCGCCGGCGCCGAUGGCGACGCCGGAUGGAGCCGCUGGAGAAGACCGGGGCUGCCGCUGUCUUUGCCCUCGAGGGAGCCCUGGGCGGUGUGGUGGAAGACAAGAGUGAAGAUCCUAAGUCAGUCUCUACCUUGAGCUUCGGCGUCAACAGACCCACGAUUUCCUGCAUCUUUGACUAUGGGAACCGCUACCAUCUCCGUUGUUACAUGUACCAAGCACGAGACCUGCCCGCCAUGGACAAGGACAGCUUUUCUGACCCGUAUGCCAUCGUCUCCUUCCUCCAUCAAAGCCAGAAGACGGUGGUGGUGAAGAAUACCCUGAAUCCCACCUGGGACCAGACACUCAUCUUCUACGAGAUUGAGAUCUUUGGGGACCCCAAGACUGUCGCAGAAAACCCCCCGAGUAUUGUGGUGGAAUUGUAUGACCAUGAUACCUACGGUGCCGAUGAGUACCUCGGGCGCUGCAUCUGCCGACCGAGUCUGCAUCAGGCUCCAAGGCUGACGUGGUUCCCGAUUCUGAGGGGAGGCCGGCCUGCGGGGGAGCUGCUGGCUGCCUUUGAACUCAUCCAGAGGGAGAAGCCGGCAAUCCAUCACAUCCCAGGUUUCGAGCCCAAUGAGCUAUCCGGUGUUGUGGAUGAGACUGGAGACACAGACCUGCCCUACCCUCCUCCCCAGAGAGAGGCGAACAUCUACAUGGUCCCCCAAGGCAUCAAGCCAGUUCUUCAGAGAACAGCCAUCGAGAUCCUGGCCUGGGGCCUCCGGAAUCUGAAGAGCUAUCAGCUGGCUAGCAUCACAUCCCCAAGCUUGGUGGUAGAGUGUGGGGAUCAGGUCGUGCAGUCCUGUGUCAUCAAGAACAUCCGGAAGAACCCCAACUUUGAUGUCAGCACCCUCUUCAUGGAUGUGCGGCUGCCACGGGAGGAGCUGUACUGCCCACCCAUCAUCAUCAAGGUCAUUGACAACCGCCAGUUUGGACGGCGGCCGGUGGUGGGUCAGUGCACAAUCCAUUCACUGGAGCAAUUUCUGUGUGACCCGUACUCAGCGGAGAACUCUUCUCCUGAGAUGGGCUCCGAUGACGUUAGCAUUCUGACCCCCCGGGAUGAAGUGCUGAUUGACAUAGAUGACAAAGAGCCUCUCAUCCCUGUCCAGGAGGAGGAGUUCAUCGACUGGUGGAGUAAAUUCUAUGCCUCAACGGGAGAGAACGAAAAAUGUCGAUCCUACCUGGAGAAGGGGUUUGACACUCUGCAGGUGUAUGACACUGAUUUGGAGAAUGUAGAGAGCUUUGAGGGUCUGUCUGACUUUUGUAACACCUUCAAACUGUACCGGGGGAAGACCCAGGAGGAGAUGGAAGACCCAUCUGUAAUUGGGGAGUUCAAGGGACUGUUCAAAAUCUAUCCCCUGCCAGAUGACCCGGCCGUCCCCUUGCCCCCAAGGCAGUUUCACCAGCUUCCUGCCCAGGGGCCCCAGGAGUGUUUGGUUCGUGUUUAUAUCAUCCGAGCUUUUGGCCUUCAACCCAAGGACCCCAAUGGGAAGUGUGACCCUUACAUCAAGAUUUCUGUGGGGAAAAAAACAGUGAAUGACCAGGAAAACUACAUCCCCUGCACUCUGGAGCCUGUGUUUGGAAAGAUGUAUGAACUGACCUGUACCCUGCCACUGGAGAAGGACCUCAAGAUCAUGCUAUAUGAUUAUGACCUCCUCUCUAAGGAUGAGAAGAUUGGGGAGACGGUCAUUGACCUGGAGAAUCGAUUCCUGUCCAAGUUUGGUGCACGAUGUGGUCUCCCCCAGACCUACUGCAUCUCGGGACCGAAUCAGUGGAGGGACCAGCUCCGCCCGACUCAGCUCCUGCAUCUCUUCUGCCAGCAGAACAAGGCCAAAGCCCCCGUGUACCACCAGGACCGGGUGGUGUUCCAGGACACGGAGGUCACCCUUGAAGACAUCGAGAAUGGCAAGAUUGCGAAUCCCCACCUGGGUCCUGUGGAGGAGCGGCUGGCACUGGCUGUCCUGAGGCAGCAGGGUCUGGUUCCUGAGCACGUGGAGAGCCGGUCCCUCUACAGCCCCCUGCAGCCAGACAUCGAACAGGGAAAGCUGCAAAUGUGGAUCGACCUAUUUCCAAAGGCCCUGGGAGCACCUGGCCCUUCAUUCAAAAUUACCCCCCGCAAAGCCAAGAGGUUUCUCCUGCGAUGUAUCAUUUGGAACACCAAGGACGUCAUCUUGGACGACCUCAGCAUCACCGGGGAGAAGAUGAGUGACAUUUACGUGAAAGGUUGGAUGCUUGGCUUUGAGGAGCACAAGCAAAAGACGGAUGUUCACUAUCGCUCGCUGGGAGGAGAGGGCAACUUUAAUUGGCGGUUCAUCUUCCCCUUUGACUACCUGCCUGCCGAGCAAGUGUGCAUGGUCGCAAAGAAGGAGCGCUUUUGGAGUCUGGACAAGAUGGAAAGCAAGAUCCCUGCGAAUGUCGUAUUCCAGAUCUGGGACAACGACAAGUUCUCCUUCGAUGAUUAUUUGGGUUCACUUCAGUUGGAUCUCAACCGGAUGCCCAAACCAGCCAAGUCAGCCGAAAAGUGUUCCCUGGACCAGCUGGAUGAUGUCUUCCAUCCAGAACAGUUUGUGUCUCUUUUUGAACAGAAGUCGGUCAAGGGCUGGUGGCCCUGCAUGGCUGAGAUGGGAGAGAAAAGGACCCUUGCGGGCAAGUUGGAAAUGACCUUGGAAAUCGUUCCUGAGUCGGAGCAUGAAGAACGACCUGCUGGACUGGGCCGUGAUGAACCCAACAUGAACCCCAAACUUGAGGAACCAAAGCGACCAGACACAUCCUUCCUCUGGUUCACAUCCCCCUAUAAGACAAUGAGAUACAUCGUCUGGCGAAGGUUCAGGUGUUUCAUCAUUGUCUUCAUCCUCCUCUUCGUCCUGCUCCUCUUCCUUGGGAUCUUCAUCUAUGCCUUCCCGAAUUAUGCUGCCAUGAAACUGGUGAAACCGUUCAGCUAAUGGGGGGCCUGCCUGCCUGCCUCUGGAGAUGCCCCCAGGAGGUGUAGUGUCCUGGGUCCCCAAAGUCUCUCUUAACCACUGUCCAGCCCCUCUGAUGCCAAAACUCAGCCCUGGCUCACCCAGAAGCAGGAGCUGCCUCAGGCUUGACGAGCAAGCAGAUGUGAAGCGGUGGGCGGGUGGCCCAUCACCUCUGGACUCCUGCACUGGAGGGGUUUGUCCCUCCUGAUGUCUCUAGCACUCCCCCUCUGGGGCUAUUGGAUUUUUAGAAGAAAAUGGAGUUUAAAUGGUCAAGGUGGCUUAUCUAGGGUGUGUGUGUGUGUGUGUGUGUGUGUGUGUGUGUGUGUGUGUGUGUGUAGGUGCUCCUGUGUAUGUAUGUAUGCCUACCAUGAUGUUUUCUGGGGUGUGAGCCAAGCCUGCCAGCAUGGGGAUGGUGGUAGAGUGGAGUCCCCCAUUCUUUUAAAACAGUAAGAGAGUGCAGGAGGGAGGGUCUGGGGAUGAGGAGGAAGAUGUGACAUUCCUGAGAAGCUCUAAAGACCCAGACUUUGGGCCCCCCCUUUUCUCCUUCCUGCUUUGCCUCCUGCCCCCUGGCCAUCCUCUCUUCCCCCUCCUUGCCUUUUUGUUGCUUUUACAAUGCCAGGAUCUCAAAGUUGAAAGGGACCCCAGUGGCCAUGCAGCUCAAACCAAAUGUGAGAAAGAAGUCCUGUCUGCCAUAUCCUCACCAGGGUUCAUCUUUAUCUUCACCUCCUCUCUUCAGCUUUUCCUCCCUUGUCAUCAAUUUCUUCUUUCCUGUUAGUUGAGUUGAAUGGAAUGCCUGCUUUCUUUCUUUCUUUCUUUCUUUCUUUCUUUCUUUCUUUCUUUCUUUCUUUCUUUCUUUCUUUCUUUCUUUCUCUC